Messenger RNA from Acanthaster planci (crown-of-thorns starfish), 10453 nucleotides. Its product is annotated as alpha-N-acetyl-neuraminyl-2,3-beta-galactosyl-1,3-N-acetyl-galactosaminide alpha-2,6-sialyltransferase-like. NCBI's taxonomy places the organism in Eukaryota, Metazoa, Echinodermata, Asteroidea, Valvatida, Acanthasteridae. The record is from RefSeq and is a predicted model, not a curated record. Gene Ontology annotation, molecular function: sialyltransferase activity.
UACUGGUGAAGUAAUUUUUUUGCCAAAAAGGUGAAUUAAUUAAAUUAAAACUCCGUCAGGGGGCGAUAAGCUGCCCCCCCUGUUGGAUACGCCACUGAAUGCGGGUCGCAUAGUUAUGCAGAAUUUUCAAUUCAUUCCGGCGAUGAAGUUUAAUUUCGUUAUCCCUAAGCCGACUGGGCUCAAACGCGGCGCUACGCUUAAUACUUUCCGGUGCGUGUCGGAUAUUCAGCCCACCGGCAUGAUUAUAGCUAAGAGGCUGACUAUUUUCCUAAUGGCAUUGCCAAAUUUACGUUUGCGCCAGUUCCGUCGCCCCGUUUCCGCGGCCUACAACAUUUGAGGAUAUAAUUUAUGUGAAUAUAUUAAACCAAAUCACACCAGUGUUUCCACAUUCCUAAUUUGUUCCCCUGUGUGGGAUAGGCCAUCUCAGUGAUUUGAAAUGAAAGUUGAAUGAGCGAUUAAAAGAGUGGUACAUUAUAAUAUGACAGUGUUCCCGGGUUUCCACACCAGACAUUACUUCUUGAUUUAUUGAUUAGUCAAUAUUUUAAGGAAGUUUUGUCCUGCAUAGAUUUUCUUCGUUUUGUUGUGUUUGUGAGUUUGUGUUGUUGUUAUUGUUCUUGGUCUUAUUGUUUUUUGUUUAUUGUUUUGUUUUGUUCGUUGGGAAUUUCUAAUUUCCCAGAGUGCCCUCCACUGGAAGGAUACAAAGGAUUGAAUUAUUCCAAAAUGUUUCUGUAAUCUUUACUUUUACCACUGAGAGAAAUUCAAUCGGAUCGGUUUGUGAACAGUGAUCUUGUGUGAAUUGAGUAGGUUUAUGCCUGCACUCAUAGCAAUUGUCAAAAUAGACGAACAACAUCACAGGGCGGAACAAAUCCAUCUGCAUGUACAGAUGGACUUGUUCCGCCCUGUGUCCCCAAUCACGUGAUUCGGCCUGUCGAAGAAUCCAUAAUAGACGCCCACUGAUUGGUCAUGAUCCUGAGGUCGACUGGCUGUACACAGGUCUAAUGUAAUGCAUAGUCGCCGAAACAGCAAGCGUAAAUCAUUAUACGAAUGUCUAGUCAAUCACGUCAUCAUUUUAUUAUGAUCUGUAUUGCACACAAGAUCUCAUCUUCGAAUAUGCCGAAAUAUUCUUAAAUGUUCUACACGUAAUACAUUUCUCUAUAUGUUCCUGCACCGUCUAUCGCCUGCCUUGUCAGACCGCUGGGCGCUUAAAUUUCAUUUCCGAUUCAGCAAUGUCGCCGGCGAGUGGGCACAUGUCGGUGGUACAUUAACCACGGCACGGGUCUGGCAUGAUGCGGAUGCGGAGGUGGUCGUGAAAGGAAGGGGGCGUUGGAUGGUAAAAUUCUUCCGCUUGUGGGUGAGAGUCUGAAGGUAGAGCCAGUGGUACCCUGGGCUCUUGCGCCGCGUGCGCACCGCGACGGGUUCCGAUUACGGCGAAACUUAAUAUGCCCGGACCCACGGGUGCAUCGUGAUGAAAACUGAAGUAAUAGGUGCGAUAAAUUUCCAACCGACGAGAGUGUGAAAAUUAUAUCGGUGAUCCGCAGGAACUUCAAUCGCAAUUUCAACUUCAAUUUUCUUCAAUCGCACUGUGAGGUGGGAUUCUUCUUCAUGAACGGGUGCAUUUGACAACGCUCGGAAUUUUCCUCUGUCGCUAUCAUUCCCGUAAUUAUGUGACUCAAGAUAUUCAUUUCGUUGAAAGACUCCAUCAUAGACUGGUUCAGUCUUUUACAUCUAAAUUUCUAGCUUUCCUGAAGAUAAUUUGCCUUCUCAAAAUGAUACGAUUUCCCUUCCGGGUAUAUGUGAGCAUAAACAACGGCACGACAUCCUAGCCCGUUCUCGUAUCGCAAUAUCUAUUUGUCUUGGAAUGCCGUCCGAAUUCCGUGAAAGGCCCCAGAGCAGAAAACCCAAAUCGAAGCCAGCCUGGUUCGCGAAAAAAAAUGCGGUGUAAUUUCUUCGAGUGGACAUCCAUAAUGGAUCCCACUGUAAACCUCACCUGCAGACGGACGUGCGCGCCGCUGGGUAUAACUGUACACCCACUCCAAGCCCGCGAUGACAUUUUCCAAUCCGUGUCUGGGGCUCAGCGACGGAACUGCUAGCUUAGAAAAGCCCACGAAGAAGCGGUGCGAACCCAGCCCGAGGGGGUAAUGUGCCCGACGAAGGAUUUGUCCCUGUCCUGCUCAAAAGAAAAAAAAAGAAAUCGCUGGAUCGAAGUGCUAUUGAUAUCGCGAGUCGUCACGGGUUAUAUGGUUUAAAAUUAAAUCUCCCCACGCUCCCGGUGUAGGCCAACAAUUAUGUCCCUUCGUAAAACUGUCUGGGGGACGUACAGUAAAAAUUAGCUGGAUAAAUAUGCUCCUCAGCCCAAUUCACUCUGUCUCCCUCCACGUUAUCCCGUCCUUUCCGGGUAAUUUAGCCCAUCCGUGUUUUGCCACACGUUUGGGUUUUUUUUUUUAUUUGUUUUUUUUAUAUGUUUUGUGGUGAAUUCAGUCCUCAAGAAAGGGGCCUAAUUUUUUUUCUGAUAAGUCAAUUCCGUCCAGAUGCUGCGCGUAAAUAUGCAGUUGAAAUAAAGUAAAGCGUAGUCUGGAUGCAAGACUUGUGAGGUUUUGGGAAUAUAUUGACCAGAUGCGCACAUUUCUUAGUUAGACAGGGGGACCAAAUUACCUUAUACACCGGCUAGACGGGAGGUCUUCCGGUGCAGUAUGCUGUGGGCCUGUGGCGACGUUUUCGUAGCGGCGCCAGCGAGGAGAUGUCGGAAUACCCGAUCCCCGUCCCCAGGGCAAGGAAAUAUUGACAUGUAGAAUUUGUUUUUUACAAUCAUGUGAUAUAUCUGGUUUAACAACAAGGGACAGCAUGUUGAAUCGUGAGAAAAAAAAUAUCUUUUUUUUCUUUCAUCUAUAUACGUUGUGUGUUAAAAUGGCAGCUAUUGUCCUGUGCUGUACCGUAGACAUCGUGACUUCAAGCCGGUGUUAUUUUUCCAGGGGGUCGAAUUACUGUACUGCUGAAGCUCUUUGCUUCGGGUGAAUAAUUCUAGCGCAGGUGUACGUCGAGAAAUAACAACCAUCUCCGGAAUAUUAUGAUUCGCAAAAUUGUUUGGCGUCGUCUUAACUCCGCUCCCUACAUGAACAGUAGAAUGCCAACUAUCCUCUCACCUAUAAUUUUUCCCUUCGAAGGACAACAUGCAACAGUCGGGAUCAUGAUGAUCGCUAAUAUUUGGGCGAAAUUGCCAGGAUGAGUCGGUGGCGACACGAGUGAUUCAUCCCUGGAAGGCCCGCGGGCGAUCUCUAUCUCGGAGAAGGGGAUGUCGAUGACGGCGUCCGAAUUAUUGCAAUGACGCGGAUCUCUUCGUACAACAAACAGUGGGGAUUGCUUUGAUGACUUUUCAUUAUGCAGAACCCACCUAAUAAAUUAUAAACAUAAAUCUGUCUUUCACGGAGGUGCUCUGAAACGCUGUUAAGGGCACUUGUUUCUUCGAUCGAACUCCAUAACUUGAUUUCUUCGAAUCCUCAUUGAGUAGCUGUUUUGCUUACACAAUUUAGCACUGGCACACGCACAGGAUGUACGUACAUGUACAUUGACUAAAAUAGGAUAAGUUACCCAACAGGCUUUACGACGCCCGUACUUCCGUCUCAAUAUUUGGCUGUGCUGAAGGCAGUUAGCUCAUCUCGCGGCCCUCGGAGCGGUCACAGGGGUACGAGUGAGUAAGAUCGACUACUGAAGACCUUCUGCACGUGCGCCACUUCUUAGACGCGAAUAACAGUCAUGGCCAAGUAAUCGGCAUUACCUAAGGGAGCAAAGUGCUGCACGGUCCACCGAGAGAGGUCGACAGGUAAAUAAAAGCCGGCGAUAAUUUCCAUCACAGAGCUGCUACGUGCGCAGUUCUUCGGACCAAGUCCUCGGGGCGAGCCGAUCACCGCGAGUACUCGAUGACAGAGACCUGCGUAAGGGCACCUAUCACACAUGGGAGAAAAAAAAAGAUGCUUGCUUUUUUUUUUCAACAAGCCGGUGAGAAGUCGUCCGAGUAUUCUUGUCCAUUGAUAUAUCCCUUCAGAGUUCGGACUGGGCAAGCGAACAAACUCGCAACACCGCCAUCUUCAAGAAAAGUCAGUCGACCACGGGCGCAAUUCAGCUGCAGUUAGCCUAUUUUCUGUCGUGUCCCCAACCCCUCCCCCCUUCGGAUCGGGCUUGGUGCGGUGCGCCGUGCGCAUAAACACACCACACGCACCAUACAGCUGACCUAGAUCUACUUGCAUGCGGCAAAUCACACGGCAGGAUCGUUUGAAUUCUUCAUGCAGCGGACGAGGUAAGUUGCAGGUCAGCGUUGACAACCCCUCAAAGAGGCUGGACCGAUGGAGACAGCGAAUGCAUGAUCGAUGUAAACAUCACCGGGUCGAGAUGGACAUUUCCAGCCAAGAGCGGGCGAGACAAGAAGAUGGGUCAGCCGGUCACUGCCAGGGGGGCUUGGCAGACAUUUUUUUUCACUGUGACUUGACUCUACCGCCUCUUCUAGACUCUUAUUGAUGUCUGGCGAAAUUCUGGCGACCCUGCAUCGCGGGCGUACUCAUCCUUUGGCCUCUCAUACGCUGAAUAAACAAAACAGCCAGGACAGCACAACACUAUAUCGUGUUCGUCGCUGUGACGUGCAUUUUGGUGUGAGCGAAGCCGUAUAAAUCAAGGAACGGGUGAAAUGCAGGCCAUAAAGGUGAAAUAAUGACGGCUCAUAAAAAGUGAAAUCACCGGGUUAGUCACGUCUUGGGCGUCACCAUCUCAGCGUCACUUGAUGUAACGUUAAUAUCCUUGUCUCUGAGGGAGAGAGCAGCACCGGUGCAUCGUGAGCUGGUGGAAGGUAUCUAAGGAAGCGGCCAUCUUGAAUCGAAAGCAAGGCUAUCCCGUCAAACUCUCAGAUGAGGCAGAGUACAUUUUCUGCUAAAGGGGCAAAUGUAGCUUGACCAGCGAUAAUGCUAAACUGUGACCCCUCGUCAUAUGCAUUAACUCUAGCUUUGGAAUGUUCAGACACGUUACUUUGUUCUAUGACCAAGGUUUUCCUCUGCACUUAAAGCACUCAGAAACUUUAUAGCCACAUCAAACUCGAUUAAGACUCAGCCCAGAAUCAGAGAUGGCGGACCGCGAGGAAUUAUGGGAGAUGACGUCAACUGCGACGGAUCAUCCGUCUGCUCCUUACACCGAUCCUGAGGGAAAUAUGCUCUUCGAGCCAUUUUGAUCGCGCUGUUUCCUACUGGAGGUCCACUUUCUUGUAUCUCCCACAUAAUCUCUAUAGCUUGUCCGGAAGAUAAUAUUUUUUACCAGCGUGAUCUGUCGCUACAAGUGGCCUUCUAGCUUCAUGUCUUAACAAAUCAUAAGAAGUGCUGUGCUGACGAAAGUGUUUUGAAGCGAGUACCGAUGUAUCGUUCCAUCGGAGGAGGUAUUAGCUUAGUUUUAUCUGAUCCGAGAGUUUUAAAAUAGCAAAAUGAUUUCAAUAUGUACGUCUUGUUUUGCUCAGGUAAUACUGGUGAGGUUUUGUGUUUGAAAUCUGGAAACGCUUUCUCUGGAUAUCUCUCUUUGUUAUCAUUUCUAAUGUACAUGUAUCUACACCUACAGUGCUUGGCAGCUGGCAAGUGCACAAUAAUUUUGAAAAAAGAAUAAUUUUGCACUAGUAAGUUUUAACGAAUACAAAUUCACCUUAACACCGACAGUCAACUCUGAACAUUACUGACAGAUAUUCAAGACAUUCACAGAGUUUUGUUCGCGGACAGUACUAACGCUGUGAUGACAGUGACUUUCAAAGUAAGAAAAAAUAAAUUCAAAGGCAUGUUAGUACCUAGACUCUUAAAAUGCCAAUAGGAGGAAUUAUCAUUCUUUACAUGCUGGGAUAUUAGACUGACGUAUAGAGCUUGGCCCCUUUUCUAAUACUCGACUUUGGCUCCGUCUCAGGCUUCAACUUUUUUUUACUACCUGACUUUGCAGUUGUAAGCGCAAUAGUAAGUCUGAUUGUUCCACAAAACAUCAAGUAAGAUGCAAAGGAGCCAAACAUUGCAGUAUCAAUUUAAUUAUCAUUGCAGUCAAUUUAAUUUAAACGCUUCAGGCCCACAAACGGGGGUUGGUUUCGGAGACGAAGCCUGGCCUGAGACGUGACGGAUACAAAGUUGAGUAUUGGAAAACGGCCCAAUUGUACUCAGUGCUUAGUUGAGCGUUCAUGUGAUAGAAGGCUUUCAAUUAAAACUUUUUAAAAUCAAACGCCGUCUUUUUUGUCAAGAUACCUAUUUUUUGUCAAAUGUGGCAUGCUGUGGCUACCCUCGGUUACGUCGGUAUUCAAAACAAUUUCAUCCGGGAUGUAACUAUGACCACUCACCAUGGCGUCUCUGCUUACUUUAAUACACGGCUGUUGCCAAGGAGCCCGGGUACGUGGAAGUAUGGUAUGUAAUAUAAUCUGUCUGAAUACAGAACAAACCAUGAUCGUGCAGUGAAACUCGACACCUUGAGGCACCUGCCCCAGGCUGUGUAUAUGCUUCAGUUUUUCUCUCGGUUUAGCUCUUAUGUAGUGUCUGCUGGAUAUUUGCUGGCUUGGUCGGUUCAUUAGUAACUGCUUCUUACUCCAAUCAUUUUCGUUUCAUGUCAACUUCACCUUUUUUUUGUCAAUUUGAACUGACUUGUCAUAGAGGGAUGUGGUGUAGUUAAGAUGACUUGUCACAAAAAAGUAAAAUUGAAAGCAGAGUUUUCUGACCCCUGUGACAGAACCCACUCAGUGCCCCUUCCGGAGACCGAUGUGGCCCUUAAGUGGCACGUGCAAAAUGUUCCCCAGUUUAACGCCACUGCCCAUUAAAGCAAUUUUGUGCAUGACCUAAAACACGGAGCAGCGACUGCCUCAGGCAUAAAGUUACACCAUAACACCCAGAUUCCAUGCGUGUCGGAAUUUCAUAUCACACCGGCACUACCGACGUUAUAUGCUAUAAACACCUCUGCGUAUUUCUAGUUGGCUGCGAAUCCGUCUUGACCGACCCCCCCCAAAAAAAACAAUUUCAUGCCUUUUAAACAUUUUAAUCAAAAGACAUUUCUUGGCCUUGUGUCAUACUGUUUGACGCUCCUGCAUCGAGAUUUUCCCAAUGUCAGUGCCUCCGAAUUAGGCGUGUAAUAUAGCCGAGAUUUUAGAAGGGCCCCUCGUCCCCUCUUAAUGUCGUAUGAAUGUAUGAAUUACUUUACUUAGCGGGCUCAGACACGCGUGUCACCAGCGGCAAGGGCAAAAUUAAAAUAACCCCAGGCGCUCUGUGCACAUUCACUAUGUGAUGGGGGGGGGACGCCUCGAUCGGCGUGCGUGCACCGCAAUCCGGCUUGCGCGAGCGCGCGAGGUUGAUGAUUUAGUUCCCCAGUGGGGCCUUUGGACAAUCUCUCCCGAAAAAAAAAAGACUUAUUCCGGAGGGGGCUGAAUUGCAUGCAUUUAGAUUGCCAUCAAAUUAAUCGACUCGGCUGCGCAAAUUCCUGUAUAAAAUGCACCGCCACUUGGCAGCCACAUGAUAACAUGAGUGACGCCAUGCGUGCAGUAUAAAUUGUGCUCCGUCACUUACCAGAAAAUGGCCACGACGACUGUUUAGUGACUGUCUUUAGUUGAAGCCGAGCAUGCCGUACAUAGGGCGGACAGAGGUGCAUUACGAGCGCAGUAGCGCGAUACCUGCAACUCCAUGGAACAGCGGAAUAAUCGUUAGCAUGUGCUUCCAGAAUCCAAUCACUGGGAGGAGUUGCGGUCCAUGUAGCAUGCUCUUCUUUGCUUCAUUCUACUCAUUCCUCAUCUGUUUCUUCUUCUACUACUACGUGGAUUCCUCCGGGGCGGACGUGUCCAGCGGCGGGGCGGCCUUCUUCGCCCGCGGCCCGUUGUCCUGUCCAUUCCCCCGGUGCUACCCCCAUCUCUUGCGGAAGGUCCCCCGGAACGAGACGUUCCAGAGGCACCGCCAGCAGAUGAUGGUACCCAUAUCGGUGCCAGAUCACAAGCCGUUCGAACUGCGAUGCCACACGUGUGCACUGGUGACCAGCUCGGGCCAGCUCCUGGGCAGGAGGGCGGGCAAGGCCAUCGACGCCGCGGAGUGCGUGAUCCGGAUGAACGACGCCCCGACCCGGGGCUUCGAGGCCGACGUGGGGGGGCGCACCACCGUCCGGGUGGUGGGCCACACCAACUUCCGGCCCACCUUCCAGAACAAGCCCAGCAACCAGAAGACGCACUUCAUGCACGAGCGCACCAAGAGCGAGAACAUCGUCAUCGCCUGGCUAUACACCACCAACGUCUACAAGAACCCGGCCUACCGGCUCAUCCUGAACUACUCUCAGCUCUACAAGAACGUCACCUUCUACAUGCACACGCUGGCCAUGAUGCGGUAUAACAACGAGGUGUUCCACAACGAGACGGGCAUCACAAGGACUCAGGCCAAGACGUGGCUAACGACGGGCUGGCACACAAUGUUGCUAGCCUUAGACAUGUGUGACGAUCUCAUCGUGUACGGAAUGGUCUACGGAGACUACUGCAUGGAGCAUCCGAAUGAUUCCACGCCUUACCAUUAUUAUGGUAACUCGGGCAACAGGACGCGCACCGAGUGCGGCUAUUACAUGAAGAGCGAGGAGCGACUCACCAGCGGCCAUCUCUUUGUGACUGAAAAGUACAUUUUCGCCCGCUGGGCCAAGAAGUACGGCAUCAAGUUCGUCUACCCAAGCUGGAAGACCGACUCGGCCGACCGCUCCAGCUUGGACUCCCCGUUCAUGCGUCUGUACCGGGAGAAGUACGGCCCCGUGGAUUUGAAUCGGACUAAGGACCGGGGCACUGGCGUGGAUGGCAGCGGGAAAGUGCAGCCUGGCCCCGCCGGGAGGAACGGUCGCGAGGGCGGGGACAUUUCGCAACGCCACGAGGCCGGGGAUGAUCCCGAGAUCCCCAAAGAUGGGGCCGACAGUCGAGAGGACGCGGACUACGCCUACCUGAUGGUUGGGGGUCGGAAGGCCUCGAGACAAGGAGAGCUGAUUACUGACCAUGGCAGGUGACGUCGGUCGGGGAAGGCUCGAAAGAAACACUUCAUGAGCCCCGAGCUUGAUCAACAGAGGGCUCCAUUCUCCUAGCAACGGAAGCUCCUUUGGUUGGAACUGCGCUAAUACUUCACUGGUUCACAAACGCCUAUGAAAUGCACGUGUUACGGUCGAGCCGCCACCAACAAAAAGAACACUCCCGACCAACAUGGCUCUUACCAACUGAUGAGGGGGUGCUUCUGCUCAAGGCGAAUCCCAAGUUGUAGCGGACGCAGCUGCUUCAGGUGUCGGAUUUCCAUCGGGCAAGAGAUUCUGAACAUAUACCUAAUGCCAAAAAUUUGCUAGAUUAUUCAAAGGGGUGAGAGGAUGGAGUAAAUGAGCCGGCUUAAGAUCAAGGGGCUCACCUCUCGCUGGUCUUGCCGCAGUGCGGCACAACGCGCAGCUGUCCUUGUCUCGCGGCAGCCAGUUGCGGUAGAAGCCCAGAUAAGAACAACUGAACUAGGGUCAUCUCUAGCGACUACAUAACUUGCAUUUCGUGCAAGGUGCAACACCGGCUGUUCGUGGUCAUGCAUGGGAUUCUAGAAGUCCCCCAAAGUAUCUAUAUCUCCUUCCUUGCCCCCAGCAGUAUAGCCGGAAGUCUCGUAAGUGACGGGGCAGCUCUUCGCCUAAAAACUCGGUGCCGAAAUGGUACAGGGCGGAAUAUGAAUAAGUCGAAAAGUGAUAGUACAUGUUUACUCCAACAGUGACAUUUUACGGUCUCCUGGCGAUGACACAGACACGGCUUGUAAACUGUGCAUAAAACAGGUGCCAUGGGGAAAUCCGGAAUCGGUUUACUUGUUUUCAUGCCACGUGUCCAUGCUCAGGUGAAUUUCUCUCAGGCAUUCUCACAUUUAGUCGAGAUUGGAUCUCAAUUACUUGACCGGGAACAACACGCGCGACCGCGGAAGGCCGGCCGUGUCCUCUGGACUGGUGCAGCAACGGACACCAGCAGAUUUUGGACACGCGCUGGUCUCGCAAGUAUAGGCCGAACAGCGCCACCCACCGUUCCCAUGCGCAGUGCCCGGCAACCAUUCACCAUGAAGCGAUCAACGUGUGGUCAUAAAAAAACGUGUGGUCAUAAAAAAAAAACAUCUUUGCAUCUAAUCAAAAAAUAAACAAAGCUUGGAUUUAUUUUGUACACAAAGUAAUAACUUCCUAGUGUUCCUUUAUCCGGGUACUUAACUACCUUGUACAGAAAAAAAAAUAGCCAAAGUUUACACUCUUUAAACUAUCGUAUUAUUUGAUAUCAAGGUUUGUUUGUAAUUAGUAUAAAACUGUUAUUUAAUAUAAAUACUAAUGUGUAAAAUCGGAAUAAUAUAAACAGACUGUGCAUGAAGUAUACGUUUGGUUUUCUUUGAAAGGCACAUGUUAUGCAAUAAAUAUAUAUAAAUAGCAAGUUAUGUCAAUAAAUUGGCACUCCUAUUUUGAA